AUGAACGUCACCUCGCUCUUCUCCUUCACCAGCCCGGCCGUCAAGCGCCUGCUGGGCUGGAAGCAGGGCGACGAGGAGGAGAAGUGGGCCGAGAAGGCGGUGGACGCAUUGGUGAAGAAGCUGAAGAAGAAGAAGGGCGCCAUGGAGGAGCUGGAGCGCGCCCUCAGCUGCCCCGGCCAGCCCAGCAGCUGCGUCACCAUCCCCCGCUCGCUGGACGGUCGGCUGCAGGUGUCCCAUAGGAAAGGACUGCCUCACGUCAUCUAUUGUCGCGUGUGGCGUUGGCCCGACCUGCAGUCGCACCACGAGCUCAAGGCUCUGGAGUGCUGCGAGUAUCCCUUCGGCUCCAAGCAGAAGGACGUCUGUAUCAAUCCUUACCACUACAAACGCGUGGACAGUCCAGUGCUGCCCCCUGUGUUGGUACCACGCAACAGCGAGUUCAACGCCAAGCACACCAUGCUGCCUCGCUUCCGCAACCCGCUGCAGCAGAACGAGCCCCACAUGCCCCAGAACGCCACCUUUCCCGAGUCCUUCGCUCAGACAAACCCUGUUUCCUUCCCCCAUUCGCCCGGAAACAGCUUCCCCAGCUCGCCAGGGGGAGGCAGCAACGCCACCUUCCCGCAUUCGCCGUCCAGCUCCGAUCCCGGCAGCCCCUUCCAAAUGCCGGGUGAUACGCCCCCUCCUGCCUACAUGCCCCCAGAGGAGCCGAUGACUCAAGACUGCCCCCUGCCAAUGGACACCAACCUCAUGGCGCCACCUUUGCCGAUUGAGAGUAACAAUCGACCAGGUACUUGCUCAGCAGAUGUGCAGCCCGUGGCCUACGAGGAGCCCAAGCACUGGUGCUCCAUCGUCUACUACGAGCUCAACAACCGCGUCGGCGAAGCCUUCCAGGCGUCGUCCACCAGCGUGCUCGUUGACGGCUUCACCGAUCCGUCCAACAACCGCAACCGCUUCUGCCUGGGCCUGCUGUCCAACGUCAACCGCAACUCCACCAUUGAGAACACCCGGCGGCACAUCGGCAAAGGCGUCCACUUGUACUACGUCGGCGGCGAGGUGUACGCCGAGUGCCUGAGCGACAGCAGCAUCUUCGUGCAGAGUCGCAACUGCAACUACCACCACGGCUUCCACCCCACCACCGUUUGCAAGAUCCCCAGCGGCUGCAGCCUGAAGAUCUUCAAUAACCAGGAGUUCGCCGAGCUGCUGGCCCAGUCCGUCAACCACGGCUUCGAGGCCGUCUACGAGCUCACCAAGAUGUGCACCAUCCGCAUGAGCUUCGUCAAGGGAUGGGGAGCCGAGUACCACCGUCAGGAUGUGACUAGCACCCCCUGCUGGAUUGAAAUCCACCUCCACGGUCCCCUGCAGUGGUUGGACAAGGUUCUCACGCAGAUGGGUUCCCCACACAACCCCAUAUCGUCCGUGUCCUAG
This is a messenger RNA of Nerophis lumbriciformis (worm pipefish), 1422 nucleotides long. The record is from RefSeq and is a predicted model, not a curated record. NCBI's taxonomy places the organism in Eukaryota, Metazoa, Chordata, Actinopteri, Syngnathiformes, Syngnathidae.